This is a messenger RNA of Porites lobata, 6288 nucleotides long. Lineage: Eukaryota; Metazoa; Cnidaria; Anthozoa; Scleractinia; Poritidae. The record is from the annotation of a GenBank genome assembly.
AUGUUUACGUCCGAAUUUCAGGAAAAAGAGAAGAAAGAAAUUUCCCUUCCCGGUAAAAAGGCUAACGAAGUGAAGGAGUUGCUUCAGGUUAUUUACCCUAUUGUAGAAAGGAAGCCACCCGAUGAAAUAAAAGACGAAAAUUGCCACUACCUCUUAAGCCUCGCACAUGAAUAUCAAAUAGAAGCCAUUUCUCAGAGAUGCGAAGACUUCAUUGUCAAAAUAAUGAAGGAAUCUUUUCCAGCGAAAAAGAAUCCGGAUAUCAUCGCAGAGCUGGUAUUUGCACAGACGUACAACUUAAGGAAGCUAAAGCAAGCAAGCAUUGAACUGGCUCAAAGUCUUACCCUUCCAGAGUUAAAAAAGCAAAAAGGUUACGAUGAAAUCCAUUCAGAGAAUCUUCAGGAAAUUAUGGAAAGCAUAAUAACACGGCUACAGAGUCAAUUGACUGACACUCAGAUUAAAUUAAGUGAAGCUGAGAGGUCUCUAUCUUAUUGCCGUAAAAUACCUCAUCCAAAAACUCGUUAAUUGAAAUUGCUGGUUGGACUGGCCCGAAGGAAAAUUAAUAUUGCAUCCAUCAAGAACCAAGCAGGUCAUCACAACGUUAAUGUUUCUUUUUACUGUUUUUCAUUUGCAUGCACUUAACUCUGAAUAAAUAAAAUACCAGUUUUAGCCCGUGGGGGAGGGUACUCAUGGGUGCCUUGAUCGCCAGUUAGUUCACGGAGCGCCAAGAGUCACAGCAGCCAAAUUAUAAGGAUUUGGAUAGGGAACCCACACUCCUACUUGUAAACUGCACAUUGAAAAUAAAUGGGCGAUAAAAACUUACCUGUUGUGUUCUUGAAUCUGCAGCUGGACAAAGUAAAAUUGAAGUGGAUAUUUAUAAGAAAUUGCUUAAAGUGAAACGAACAAUUUCUAAUGAAUAGCCACUUGCCGUCUUAGUUAAAUAAAAAAAAAAGCAUAAAGCGAAAGUCUUGCUUUGAGUUGCUUCGAGGAACGUUCAUCCAUGACAGCCUUUAGACGCUAAUCGCCUUUCUUUUGAUUAUUACUUUUUUCCAUAAUUCGUGCCUUAAUUGAAUACCGCUUGAAUGAAAUUUAAGGCGCCUUUUUUAUAUUUUCUUUAUCUCUGCCGAAAAAAUUUGUAAGUACGAAAGAGUUCUCGUUUCUUCCACACAGACUAGUAGCUUUUCGAGCCCGAGUUAGCUUUUUUUUAAAAAAACGGGUUAAGUUGUUCUAACGCUUAUGAUUUGUAAUCUAUGAAGUCUAUCGCACAUUUUUCAGUGAAUGCACCCCCUGAGCAUCUGUGUAGGUUUAAGCAAUUUAUAGUACAAGACUCAGAGUAUUGUGCUGCCUCUUCAAAGAAAACAACGGCCCCUCUGGUACUUUUUUUUAAAUCAGAUUCUGUUAUGCAUAAGUGUAUUCAAAGCUGAAUUUACAAAUAACUGGGCCCGAAUCAAAGAAGAACGAAUAAUAAACUUACGGCGAACACAGAAGUCGGCCAGCUUUUUCUUUUAGGUCUUUUCUUUAGGACAGUAUUCUAUUGACUCUAACAUUCGAUAUCGUCAACUGUAAAUUGGCUACCCAAGAGCAUCGUGCUUAAAAAAGAUUUUUUUCCUUUACCGAUUAUCAGUCAUUUUCACUUAAUUACCUCGAACUCUAACUUAAAUUUCACGCAAAUCAUUUUCCCCACCCGCGACUUUGGACCUGCGACUGCGACUUUCGACCUGCGACCCGCGAUCUGAGAACAUGUAUGAUUUGAAAUUUUCAGAUGUCAGUCUGACAAAGUUUGUGCCAAAUUAUAAUUUUGUGUUGUGUAAGUGAAAUGAUAGAAAUUUGAGCUUGUUGAUUUGGGGGCGUCGUAAAGUUUGAAUACCUUGCAAUAAUAAAACGUCAUAGACUCCACAACAACGACACUCAGAGGACCUGUGAUUUCUCGGCUCCGCUUAGUAUUUCUUUGGUGACUAAAACAGAAGGGUCAUAUAAUGAAUUUAUUCGUGGCAUUCCUGACACCCGGGAGGAAACAAGAUAAAAGAGCGAGGCAGAAUCAACCAAAAGAUAGCCUGUUCCAGGCGUUCAGAUAGUGGGGAGCGGUGCGAAGUAAAAAGGAGCGCGAAAAAAAUAAAAGCGAGGGAGGGGGAGAGGUGAGAGAGGUUCCCGCACCUCUCUUCCCAGUCCCCCUCUACUUUUUAUCGCUUUCUUUGCUUCGCACCGCUCUCCACUAUCUGAACGCUUGGAACAGGCUAACCAAAAAAACGAUCUAACAGAGGAAAAUAAAGGUAAAAGGAUCAUGUAACAGUGAUAAAAACUCAACUUUUAUUUCCUUUCAGCAUAAAAGCUUACAAACUCCAUUCCUAGAAGUAAACCAUGAAAUCACGAACAUUAAGUCAUCCUAAUAACAAAGCAGUUUCUUCAUUCAGAUUUCUGCAAGCUAAGUCGCUCCGUUUUUACUAAGAAACACGUCAGACAAAUAACAGAAAUAGAAAAAACAGAGCACAGCAAAGUUUUGGUUGUUUCAUAUAGCAACUUCGGCGAAAAGACACUCCAGACGAACAAGUGAUACCGCUGACUAAAUACUAAUGUACAGUAAACACAAAGGACCAGAGACUGGCAGACAGCGAUGACGUAACACGCUUGGUAGAGAGAGACCUGUAAACUAAAGAAAAUGAUGAAUAAAACGUUGGUUAGUGUACGUUUAAAAUUAAGACUCUUGUAGCAAACUGGGCAGAGCCCGACAAUGUAGGCACAGUACUCAUAUAUUUGACAAAAUUAGUUACGUUCUCAUGGUCACGCUUUUUCCAGGAACUUGAUCUGGAAUUUUCUCUCUACCGACCAAAGUUUUGCCUCGGGGUUUUGAGUCUUUGGAGGUAAAAAAGCAAAUGAAUUGAUCCAGUUGCUUCAGAUCAUUUACCCUUCUGCAUCAGAGAAGCCAACCGAUCAAAUAAAAGAGGAGAAUUGUCGCUUUUUGUUACAGCUUGCGGAUGAGUACCAAAUGGACGCUAUUGUUCGGACAUGCGAAGAUUACAUUGUCACUACGUUGAAGAGAACGAGAAAAGGAAUAAUUGAAGAGCUGAUAUUUGCUCAGACAUACAACUUACAGAAGCUGAAGCGGACGAGCAUUGAACUGGCUAAAGAUCUUACUAAGAUCUUUAGAACUCAAACGUAACAAAUUAUACGGCAAAAUCAAUGCAGAGAACCUGCAAGGAAUUUUGGAAGAAAUAAUAAUCCGGCUUGAGAAAGAAGUGAGCUCAUUGAACAACUGGGGCCAGAAGCGUUCGGCACGCGAGUGGAAAGAUUGGUAGUAAACUUUAAAAAAAAUAAUACUUCACUGAAAGUAAGUAAAUCUGUACUCUUGAAUCGCAAGGUUUUUUCAACAAAACGUUGACAAAGAAAUGACCGUAAGAGAUAUUGUUUUCAAGUUCCUGGGAGAACUGUAUAUUUCCGCGAGCAACUAAGGCAAAUUAUGGGAGUCGAUAGUUGAAAGUAAAAUUCCUAAAUUAUAUCAAACGAAUUGCAUAUAAAUGCAAAUAAAUAAUAUUUGUCUUUGUAUAUGGUAGAAAUGUUCCUUUUUGUUCUAGCCAGUUUACGGGUACCUCACUCAAAACAAUUGCGGCAAGCUAAAUGAUCUAAACUUAAAACUUAGGAUUGCCGAGAACCGGAAUCGUGCUGGUGAUCUGAGGGGGUCUCGAGCGUGGGACAAUGGGAUUGCUAGUCCAACAUGCUGACCACCUAGCAACGCAGACAUCCCCAACUACCCUUAAUGCCGUAAAUAUUACGUUCUCAAAACAAGUAGCCGAUGAGCAGCACAAAUAUAUCCCAAGUGAGCAGUCAAGUCGUGUAAUAAAGCAAAAGCGCACGUUUUAUGGCCUAUUUACAAGUGUAAACAACUUCGAACGGCUCUAUAAAAAUUUGAACAAGCAGUAAUAAUAUCUGUUCCAAUUUUAUCCGUUCGUUACCAAAAAGGAUCCACAAGCGCCCAUGCUCCGCUUACAGAAUGGAAGGCUUGAAAAUCAGAUGUGGCAUCACCAACAAAACAAGCAGUUAUCGCCUGUCCCAAAAAUAUGUCUAUAUUGCUGGCUAGACUCUUAACACGAUGAAUAGGGGAAUGGGUAGACGCCUUUUUCUCCUCCACUGUUCCCCCCCCCCCCUCCCCCAACUCCAACCGCGAGCACUCUUUAAAAAGCCCUAACUCUUUUCACCUUUUGUUUGCAAAUUAUGUUCCAGAAUCAAAACGAACACUACGUGUUCUCUAUCUCCACCAAGUUUAUUAACUUUAAAAAAGCAAGAAAGACGGCAGGGCCGAGUUGUUCAAAGCUGGGUUAAGAUAACCCAGGGUUAGUGAGAGAUUUGAAUUCAGAUUUGAAAGCUUAAAAAGCAUUUCAGUUUCAGUUCUUUUUGUCUACAAGUUGAUGACUGGAAGCUCUAAAAAUAGCAGAGAAAAUUAUCCGAGAAAAUGCUUUUGAACCCAAGAAAAAGAAACCGGGUUAAGCGCUAAUCGGCUUUCGAACAACUGGGCCCAGGGUGCUACAAUUUAUUUCGUGGACACAUUGUAAGAAAUUCUACGUGGAACAAUGGUAUUUCAUUCUGACUUUACAUGGAGAAGUUGAUCCUUUCUUACUCCACAGUGCAUUAUAGAAAUAAUAAAAGAUACAAACAACGAACACAGCAAAGUUUCCUGAUGUUUCGUACACUAACUUUGGGGAGAAUACACUCCAGACGAACAGCAGGUGAUACCGCUGACAGAAUUCCAAUGUAAGAGUGAUGACGUAACACGCUUGGUAAAGAGAUUCUGCAACCUAUAGAAAGUAAUGGACCAAUGAAAAGUUCCAGGCUAAAAGAUCUAUCAAACGAAAUAGGACGAGUCACUAUCUAUUAGAUGUAACACAAGUGCUUCAAAGCGGACUUCUCGAUUAAGAGAUCAGUACAAAGUUGCGUCAGUCUUCUAAAAUCUAUACCCAGUUCCACAAUACCCAGUGAAAGGAAACAAGUUCAGUGCUCAGAGCUAGAGGAUAUGGUGCCUUGAGUACCCUCAGCUUUACAGAGAUCAUAAAAUAGAUCCAAAAUCCAUCUCUCCGUAGGGCGGGUUGGAGAGGACCCUGGGAACGAGGCUAGCCAUAUCACGUGUCCCCGAGGCCUCGAGGAUCCUACGUUCCGCGUCAAAUUCGUUUUCGGUCCUUGACAUUUUUAAUAUCAAUUUAAUCCCAGUUAUAAUUUGUUGAAAUACUUCCGGGAAACACAACAUAAACUUAGUCGUUUCAUGAAUUCACGCAUUGCUUCCCUGGCUCCUUCGCGAAAGGGAACGGAAAGAAAAAUUCCUCAAGCUUUUCAACAAUUAUGACCGGGACUGCAGCCCGAAACCAAGAAGAUGUUAGAUCUUGUCAUGCGUGAUUUGUUUUCAAUUUACUUCCAGGCAGGAGGUAAUAACGGAGAAAUUUUGAUUUCCUGGAAUUGUGUGUAAAUCUGAGAAAUGUUUACAAUACUGGGAUGUAUUUUUAAUUCUGGGAAACACUCUUUUGAAUGCUGAAUUAAUCAUGAGCUACUGUAUAGUAACCGUCUGGUGGAAACUAUAAUCAUCAAUGUUAGUCAUCCUCCUUCAAUGUUGUGAAAUUAAGUCUGCCAAAAGUUUUUAGCAUUGGGUUAACUUUUAAUCCACCAAUGGCAGAUAAAGAAAGUAACUGUGAACCUCAAGAUUUUACACAGCCAUGGAAAUUUAGCGAUGUCGUUCUCGUGGUCGAAGGUGAAAAACUCCAUGUUCACCGAGCUGUGCUUGCCUUGUGCUCCCCCGUUUUCGAGACGAUGUUUACGUCCGAAUUUCAGGAAAAAGAGAAGAAAGAAAUUUCCCUUCACGGCAAAAAGGCUAACGAAGUGAAGGAGUUGCUUCAGGUUAUUUACCCUACUGUAGAAAGGAAGCCACCAGAUGAAAUAAAAGAGGAAAAUUGCCACUACCUCUUAAGCCUCGCACAUGAAUAUCAAAUGGCAGCCAUUACUCAGAGAUGCGAAGACUUCAUUGUCAAAAUAAUGAAGGAAUCUUUUUCAGUGAAGAAGGAUCCGGAUAUCAUUGCAGAGCUGGUAUUUGCACAGACGUACAACUUAAAGAAGCUAAAGCAGGCAAGCAUUGAACAGGCUCAAAGUCUUGCUCUUCCAGAGUUGAAAAAGCAAAAAGGUUACGAUGAAAUCCGUUCAGAGAAUCGUCAGGAAAUUAUGGAAAGAAUGAUAACACGGCUACAGAGUCAAUUGACUGACACUCAGACUAAAUUAAGUGAAGCUAAGCGGUCUCUAUCUUAUUUCCAACUGCGAUAA